CACGACGCCAGAACACGUACCUAUCGCGAGGUUUUCACGUAUAGCUCGAAUAGCUCGGUUGGUGCUGAGGAUUUCUCGUGUUUUCUUCUGCUUUAUUGUUUUAAAAGCAUCGCAGAGGACUGCGCUUCGCUUAUUCGUCGCCAGUUUCUUCCAGCUGCGUGGAAGGAAAGUCAUCGGAUCUUGAGUUUAACGAAUCUUUAUGAUGAGUUAUGCUGAAAAGCCAGAAGACGUCACAAAAGAGGAGUGGAUGGAGAAACUGAACAAUGUUCAUAUACAGAGGGCAGACAUGAAUCGGCUCAUCAUGAACUACCUUGUGACAGAGGGCUUUAAAGAGGCCGCCGAAAAGUUCCGGAUGGAGUCUGGGAUCGAGCCGAGUGUAGAUCUGGACUCUUUGGACGAAAGGAUAAAGAUCAGAGAGAUGAUCUUGAAGGGGCAGAUUCAGGAAGCUAUUGCCCUCAUUAACAGCUUACACCCAGAGCUGCUUGACACCAACAGAUACCUGUAUUUCCACCUACAGCAGCAACAUUUGAUUGAAUUAAUCCGGCUAAGAGAGACGGAGUCAGCGCUGGAGUUCGCUCAGACACAGCUUGCAGAGCAGGGUGAGGAGAGCCGAGAAUGCCUGACAGAGAUGGAGCGGACACUAGCUCUUCUGGCCUUUGACAACCCAGAGGAUUCGCCCUUCGGUGAUCUGCUUAACAUGAUGCAGCGGCAAAAGGUUUGGAGCGAGGUAAACCAGGCUGUGCUGGACUAUGAAAACAGGGAGUCGACACCCAAGCUGGCUAAGCUGCUGAAGCUGUUGCUGUGGGCUCAAAACGAGCUGGACCAGAAGAAGGUGAAGUACCCUAAAAUGACGGACCUGAGCUCAGGGACCAUCGAGGACCCCAAGUGAACAGAGCCACCACCUUCAAUGUCUCCUUAACCUAUGAUCAGUCAGUGACUGCGCUUAACUCAUUUUCUGAACUGUAACUGCUGGUAUUGCAAAGUGACACAAAUAAGCGGGUUUAAUUAGAGUUUCUGGGUUUUGAAAUGGAUCCGGGUGGCAAGUUAAAUUAGUUGUUUUCUAUUUUGUCUUUUAAAGCUGUUCGUAUCAUUUUUGGUGACCAUUUACAAAGAAAAAAAAAGUUUGAGCCGAAGAUCUUAUUUUGCCAUAAAGAAAGUUAAAGGAAUAACUGAUCAAAGGUGUGUGUGUGUGUGUGUGUGUGUAGCCAGUAUUUCGACUGCUGCAACUGUUGGCGACACGUAGUUUUAUUCUUUUGUUUUGCUAAAAUUUUUGCCUCCUGCAUAAAUGUGCAAGAGCUUUGGUGAUAACGUUGUUAAUGAAUUAGGCCCGCAAACUGACAUAAUGAAGUCAUUCAUCACACACCCUGCAUGAUUCAGACAAAUGUAAACAUUUGCAACGUGACCCAAUAGAUUCCAGUUGAAAAUGUCCAUAUUUGUCCCAACCAGCCCAGAGAUGCUGGCUCUAAGUGGAUGAGGGACGAGUGAAACUGAAGAUUUCAGACUGAGUUGGUUUUAAAUCAGAUAUGAAUUUUAAUGUUUCUAAGGCAAAAAGUGAUUAUUUUUCCACUCACUGAAAAGGUAGGUUUUAACUCAUUCACUGCCAGCGUUUCUCACUGUUUUUACUGUUUUUUUAAGAGUGACAGAACGUUGUGCGCUAAGAUGACGUUGACGCCAAAACAACCAAAACAAAGCAGAGACUCAGCUCUGACAUCAGGAAGAAUCCGCGCGUUUCGAGCGUUAUCCGUUCUUUCAUAAUCCGUUGUUGAAUUGUGAUCGGCAGAAGCUUUUCCGGUUCACGCUUCACUUUUUUUUACAGCAGCGGCCCAAAACGAUCUCCUAACACAUGGAUGUUCUGCUUCCUGAUCACGUGACGUGGGACGUACGCGGAUGAAGAUCGGCUUUAGAGCUGAGAUGUUUGUUCUCACGGUGCGGGGGCUCGUCCGACGCCCACACAGUAAAAAAAUACAAAUGACGACUUUAGUCGUCAUUGGCAGUGAAUGAGUUAAUAUAGUUUUAAUUUGUGUUAUAUUCUAUGGUUGUGUUCACCUUUUUGCGUGAGUUUGGUCCAGUUCACUAAAAGGUAGAUUAUUAUGCCAUAUCUGGGAUAAAUGCCUUUAUUGUUCCACGUGUGUAACAGAAACGGGCUGAAAUCAGAGGAUUGCCUUUGGUUUUGUAUUUCUGAUGCAGGAUUUAAGUGCUGCUGGAGAGAAAAGGCAGCUUGUAAAAAUCUGACUGCAUUUUAGUUCAGAUGUUUUUGUGAAACGAAUUCAGAGAGCUGCUUUUUUUCUGUCUUUGAUAAUUUAUUAUUCAGUGUUCAUAAAGUGUAAAUCUAAACCUGUAUUUUCAAGAGUUCUUUUAUUUUUUCACUGCAUGUGUGUGGUUUGUUUUUGGACUUGUGUUUAUUUAUUUUUUAUUUGUGUUUCUAAAGAAAACAAACUUGCUGCUACUUGUCCAUAUUACGUUCAAAGUUUGCAUUGUCUUUAUAGGAUUUGGCUUUGAGACCCAAACAGAUUACAACUUUUAUGAGUCCACAUUUCUAUGGUCAAAUUUGGGAAAAAAAUCCACAUAAAAUAAAAAUUAAAAUUCA
Molecule: messenger RNA, 2587 nt
Organism: Nothobranchius furzeri (turquoise killifish)
Lineage: Eukaryota; Metazoa; Chordata; Actinopteri; Cyprinodontiformes; Nothobranchiidae
Product: glucose-induced degradation protein 8-B homolog
Biological process (GO): proteasome-mediated ubiquitin-dependent protein catabolic process; positive regulation of canonical Wnt signaling pathway
Cellular component (GO): nucleus; cytoplasm
Molecular function (GO): protein binding
Source: RefSeq, a predicted model, not a curated record